CUACCAUGUCAGAUUCUUCGUAUAGUGGCCGCUGGACGGCUCGUUGUGCUUCUAUAGCCAGUCGUGCUUCUAGCAUAGAUUCAAGACGUAUACAAGUAGAUUUACAUAGUCCAGAGGUAAUGCCCAAAUCUAUAUUACGUUCACCGAAACGUUAUAGCUCAGGUCCAUCGACAACACCUUCAGUCGAAAAGGAAUUUCGAAGUCAACUUUCCGUAUGUUCUGAGCCACCCGCCGCCAUACGUCAACUGUCGGGACAAUCAAGUCUAGAACCCUGUCUGCCCGAAGAAGCUAUAGAGCUAGCAGAUGAUAGCUAUCAAAUCUCCCAAACCGAAUCUCCUCGUUCGUUAACCACUACCACAAUAAUCAAUCCAGUAGAUCUUCCACCGCCACCACAACCACCAACAACACCACCGCCGCCAACAGCAUUACCAACAACUAAACCGGAAAUGAAAUCACCCAACCGGUCUGGUAUAUUGAAAAAACCCCGCCCCGAUUCUUUACCACUAAUGGAAAAUUCUGCCAUUAUUGAUUUUAGUAAAACCACCAACGUUAAUCAUGAACGUUACAAAAAUCUGCAACGCAGCAAUUCCUCACGCACUUAUGAUCGUCCCAAAAGCCAUAAAACCUCAGAACAUGAUGACUCCAUAUUUUAUAUACGUUCCGAACAUAGGGUUCUACAACACUGUAAUGAUUUCUACGAUUCCGAACAGGUUAUCAAUGAAAGACGUUCAACACUGCUGAAGGCGGAUAGUGAAACUGCAUUGGCCGAACGUAAGUUAAGUUCCUUUUCAAUACCAGAAAAAAUAUUGGAGCAAUCGGGGUCAGGGACGGGCGGAGAUAUUGAAGAAUGUAAACCUCCUGACGAUAUCGUUUUGCAGAUUGAAGUGGACAGUAAUAAAGAGGAAGAGAAGAAUACUGUAUAGAGUUUAAGCAGCUAAUAUUAAUUAAUUAAAUGGAAUUACUUUACAACUCAAAGUUGUAGUUGUGUAGAAGAAAAAAAUACAUUAAUGUUAGUAACAAAUAUUAUUAUAACAUUAGAGUGUAAUUUAUUUUCAAUUUUUCUUUUACAUCUUUUCUCAUUGUUAUAAUUUGAAAAAGUCUUUUAGUCAGAGUAGAUUUCAAUUAAUUUAGAGGUCGUGUGUAUUUAUAUUUAGUAAAUUUAGGUGAAAGUAAAUGAUUUUGUUUUAUUUUUCUUUUACUUUCUAAAUAAGCUUUCAAUUCAUUUAUAAGUUAAUCACAAUCUUGGGUACUUUCAAUUUUAUUAAGUACUUCAAUGAAUUAAGUUUUGUCCUCAAAAAUUAGUUUUAAGUAAAAGCAAUACGUAUCUGUUUUAUAGUACAUAUCUCAUGAAAGAUCUUUUUAGAACGAUUAUCGGCAAAUGUGACAAAUGUGUUAUCAUUGAAAGAUUUUUUUACCAUAUUGUACUUUUUAUUUUUUCAGCACUUUUUGACAUCGAAAAU
This is a messenger RNA of Lucilia sericata (common green bottle fly), 1460 nucleotides long. Its product is annotated as rho GTPase-activating protein gacO. The annotation marks the transcript as partial. The record is from RefSeq and is a predicted model, not a curated record. The transcript is spliced from 2 exons. NCBI's taxonomy places the organism in Eukaryota, Metazoa, Arthropoda, Insecta, Diptera, Calliphoridae.